UGCUCUUUUUUGUAUAAAUUAACUAUACAGAUACCGAAUAUAUAAGCACUGACACGUGUAAUGGCACGAAUCAAAACCAGACGUGAGCCGACGCACCGUCCAAAAUGAGAAGUAUUUCUGGUAUUCUGCUCCUUCUAAUCUCUUGGACGACCUUGUUAUCCUGCAAUGGUGUGUCGGCGAUAAUAAAUGGCAAAAACAUAAGCACCGGCCAAGAGCCUCACCAGUUUCCAUAUCUCGUGUCUUUCGUCAACUCAACGAUCGAUCACUGGUGUGGUGGUUUAAUAGUAAGCGACCAGUACGUUCUCACAGCAGCUCAUUGUGUGAUGAAAGACAACAAGACCUUCUACGAUAUACCGCGUCUCAUUGUCAGUGGUGUACACCAGCUGAACAUCAACGAGAACUCCAAAGUCGUGGUCGAAGUCGAAGAGAUCUUUGUCGACGAACGGUACGACCAUUUUAUGUGGGCUUAUGGUGUAGUACCUGAAUAUGACUGGGCAUUGCUUAAGCUGAAGGCCAAGUUAGACAUAAAAAACAAUCCUAAUCUUUCAAUUAUUGAACUCCCAAAGAAAAUCCCUGGAACAGACCACUACGACACGUACUUGAACGUCACUGCAAGUUCGCAGGUUUCGGUUACAUUCGAUUGAUCAUCAAAAACGAUACAUAUUUUACUAUCAACGAAUACCCAACAGACGAUACUUAAAAUUUUGCUUCCAAGGUGACAGUGGCAGUCCACUGGUUUAUCAAAAUACAGUCAUCGCUUUGUUGAGCUCGUCUACGAGUGGCUGUAACGAGAAUAAUGCCUCAAGUACCUAUACCAAAGUGGCACCUCAUGUGGAAACGAUUAAAAAUGUGUUGAAUGGCGUCACUGAUGGAAUACGUACUUCCGCUGCUUUGGUGGACGAGGACUUGGACGAUUAGUGAUUUCGUUAAUUUGAAAAUGAUAAACACGAGGCUUGUAAUGACUAUACUCGCGAUAUGCGAGUAGUAAAGACUGUAUUUCAUGUCCAACUUUGUAUGCAAUGACGCCUGUUGAUGUUGUGUAUAUAUAUAUAUAUAUAUAUAUAUAUAUAUGCUUACUCUCCAUUGUAAAUUGUAUUAAAAGAUUUUUAAAUUAAAGCAAGUGAUUCUCAAUAUGUACAAAAUUUUCGUACAUAAAACAGUACAUAUUCAUGCACUUACACUUACGAUUGUCUGAUUUUUU
This is a messenger RNA of Nasonia vitripennis (jewel wasp), 1201 nucleotides long. RefSeq names its product trypsin-1. Gene Ontology annotation, biological process: proteolysis. The transcript has 3 exons. Lineage: Eukaryota; Metazoa; Arthropoda; Insecta; Hymenoptera; Pteromalidae. Gene Ontology annotation, molecular function: serine-type endopeptidase activity. Bases 105 to 644 code for a protein of 179 amino acids. The record is from RefSeq and is a predicted model, not a curated record.